AUGGUUGAAUUAAAUGUCCUUCGGUCACCGCACAAGGAGGAGUUCACCCGCAUCGCCUUCUUCAGAGAGCGCGGUAUGCGCAACCCAGAUGUGCCCGAUCGCGUUCGCGACAGCCUGCUCACGAUUGAUUCAUCGUAUUCAUCAGUCGCGUCGGAUGUCCUUUCACGCGCCCCGGAAACCGGAGCCGUUUCCAUUGCGCAAGACGAGACUCUGAAAUUACGGGUAUUCGUUGAUAAGAGUGUUGUGGAGGUCUUCGCGAAUGGAAAGCAGUGCGUGGCGAUGCGCGUUUAUCCCGACAAGGAAGAGAGUGUCGGUGUGUCAUUGCGCUCGCAGGGACAAGCCUGCGAACUCAAAUCCUUAGAUGCCUGGCAGAUGCAGAACAUCUAUGCUUAA
Geodia barretti is the source of this 393-nucleotide messenger RNA. NCBI's taxonomy places the organism in Eukaryota, Metazoa, Porifera, Demospongiae, Tetractinellida, Geodiidae. The record is from the annotation of a GenBank genome assembly.